AUGCGGGCGACCAGCAUGGCCUGUAGUCUCGCUCUUUUCCUCAACUCAUUGGCCGUUGUGGACGCAGCCGUCUACUCGCAAACUCAAGUUUGGAAGAAUGGAAUCGUAUUCAGCCCUGUGAAGCAAGGCAUAGCCUAUGUUCGGACUGAUAUUGGUGGUGCCUACCGAUCAAAUGGCGAUACAUGGGUACCUCUGAAUGAUUACGUCAACGAUACAACGUGGAACCACGCUGGAGUUGAAUCAAUCGCACCCGACACCGUCUAUGCAGCUGUCGGAAUGUACACGAUCUCUUGGGAUUCAAGAAACGGAAGCAUUAUCAAGUCCACAGAUCGGGGUCGCACUUGGACGAC
Messenger RNA from Acaulospora colombiana, 350 nucleotides. NCBI's taxonomy places the organism in Eukaryota, Fungi, Glomeromycota, Glomeromycetes, Diversisporales, Acaulosporaceae. The record is from the annotation of a GenBank genome assembly.